Molecule: messenger RNA, 1558 nt
Organism: Anopheles coustani
Lineage: Eukaryota; Metazoa; Arthropoda; Insecta; Diptera; Culicidae
Gene: Drip
Product: aquaporin AQPAn.G
Exons: 7
Coding region: 574-1326 (250 amino acids)
Biological process (GO): transmembrane transport
Cellular component (GO): plasma membrane
Molecular function (GO): water channel activity
Source: RefSeq, a predicted model, not a curated record
UUUCGCGUUCGAGUGUGUCGAAUUGUGUGUGUUUGUUUUGUAAUUUGAUUUUGUCCAGUUCGUGAUUUUCCCCACCGUGCAUGUUGUUGGUCGAUUUGGUCGUAAACACAGAGUGCUUUGUUUUUCGAGCCAAAAGUUUUCCCAGUUGCGUGUGUUUAUCGAAUCCGGGCGUACAGUUUUCUUCGACUUCUGGUCGAGAAACCGAGAACCAGAGUGUUGGCAGAGAAUCUUAUCCGGCCCGUUCUGCACGGAAAAGACAAGGUUUAGGUAAAGCGAAUUGAGCUGUUGGAGUCGUCUUCCCGGCUGGAACCCAUCGUGGCGCCCAAAGCUUAGUGACUGUGAAGAAGACUUCCCUGUCAAGAGGCAUAGUCAAGCGUGUCAAAGGAACCGUAACGAAACGAAACGAAAAAAACAGGAAAAGAAAAACGAUCCAUCGAGAAAUAGAAAAUAGCGCGGUAGCGGAAAAUUAUAGUUCGUUCACAGUUGAUUAGAGCUGCAAAUCGGCUCACCCAGUAAAGACAACGGGAGAAAGCAGUUACGCUGAAUCGUGAAGAACCGCCCAGGGCAGCCAAAAUGACCGAAAGCGCAGGAGUGAAACAGAUCGUCGGCGUCUCCGAUAUCACCGAAAAUCGCAACAUAUGGCGAAUGCUGAUCGCCGAGUUCCUCGGCACCUUCUUGCUCGUGUCGAUCGGCAUCGGUAGCACGACGGGCUGGACCGACUACAGUCCCACGCUGACGCAGAUUGCGUUCACCUUCGGCCUGGUGGUCGCCACAUUGGCACAGGCUUUCGGACACGUGAGCGGAUGCCACAUUAAUCCUGCCGUUACGAUCGGCCUGAUGGUGACGGCCGACGUGAGCAUACUGAAGGGUGCGUUCUACAUCGUUUCGCAGUGCAUCGGUGCAAUUGCAGGAGCCGCCGUCAUUAAGGCUGCCACACCGUCGGAAGUGGUCGGUGGACUCGGCGUGACCGGCAUCGCCCCGGGACUGACCGCUGGCCAGGGAGUCCUGGUCGAGGCGCUCAUCACCUUCAUACUGGUGUUCGUCGUCCAUGGCGUGUGUGACAAUCGUCGCUCGGACAUCAAGGGCUCGGCACCGCUCGCCAUCGGGCUUUCCAUCACCGCUGGACACUUGGCUGCGAUUAAGUACACCGGCGCAAGCAUGAACCCAGCCCGCUCGUUCGGACCGGCCGUCGUUAUGGGCAACUACACGGACCUUUGGGUUUACUGGGUUGGCCCGAUCGUCGGAGGUAUCAUCGCCGGGGCCCUUUACCGUCUGUUCUUCAAAGUAAGAAAAGGUGACGAGGAAUCAAAUUCAUACGAUUUUUAAAACCCUCCCCCCAAACCACUUGUAAGAUUUAGCCCCUUUUCACCGAUCGAGCAAAAGUGAAAGAAAUAGGCACGAGCAUUGCCGUCACAGCCCGUGUGCGGUUUGGAGGUUUCGGAACAGCUUCUUCACAAGUAUUUAAAUUGGUCUUAUUCUAUCCUCCGCCGAAACGUGAAGGAGUGUGUCCCGUGGAGAUUCUGUCUUCCUACUACACUAAUCCCAAUUCCAUCGCCAU